This is a messenger RNA of Anisakis simplex (herring worm), 1302 nucleotides long. The record is from the annotation of a GenBank genome assembly. Lineage: Eukaryota; Metazoa; Nematoda; Chromadorea; Rhabditida; Anisakidae.
AUGCCCACCGCUACACCAGCGUUCAAUCGAAUAUUGGACGAUCUUGCGAAACGUCAACUUUUGCUUGAUUUUCAAUUUGGUGGUGCGGGUAAUAGCUACGAAGCGAUUCGAAAUAUUGGUGCUGGAGCCUUUGGUAUUGUAUGUGAAGCUGUCGAAACUGGCUCCGAUACUAAGGUAGCAAUCAAAAAAAUAGGUCAUGCGUCAGCAACACCAACAUUGGCUAGACGGACUCUUCGUGAAAUCCGUGUGCUGAGGUAUAUAUCGCAUGAUAAUAUCAUCAACCUCAGAGAUAUCUUUCGUACGCCGGGCAACUUGGGUAUCAAUGUAUAUUUAGUGAUGGAUUUAAUGGAAGGCAGUUUGCAUCAUGUAAUUCAUGGUGGCGGUCCGAUGGAGGAUGAUCUUAUUGCUCAUUUCCUUUAUCAGAUUCUUAGGGGUCUUAGGUACCUUCAUACAGCCGGAAUCGCCCAUCGAGAUUUGAAACCAUCCAAUUUGCUUGUUAAUAGUGAUUGCCAUCUCCGUAUUGCUGAUUUUGGAAUGGCUAAACUCUCAAUGCGAGAUCAUAUCGAAGAAGCCGAGGAGCAUUGCUUUUAUAUGACUCAACACAUUGCAACCUUGCCCUAUAGGGCUCCGGAGCUUCUUUUCGUGAUGCCAGAGCACUCUACAGCAGUUGAUAUCUGGGCGGUUGCGUGCAUUUUUGCUGAAAUGAUUAUUCGCCGUGAAUUGUUCCCAGGCCGGAGCGUUAGCGGUCAAAUCAAAAUAAUUGUCACUAUGUUAGGCGCACCAUCUGAAAAGAUUUUACGCCAAAUCGGGUGCGAAAGGACACGUCGACUGAUUGAAAAUUUCGGUGAUCAUCCGAUAAGGCCAUGGGAGGAGAUCAUCCGUGAUCGUGCUGACCAGCCAGUAACAUUGGAUCUGAUCGCAAAGAUGGCUGCAAUGGAUCCUGAAGAGCGAAUCACUGUCGAUGAAGCUAUUCACCACCCGUAUUUUCGUGAAUACUAUCCCAAUAUAGUCACCGAACGAGCAUGUCCAUUCAAAGUGAAGAUGGAUAUGGCCGCAAUAGAGUCACUCUCACAUGAAGGUCUUGUUGAAGCACUCAUUAAUGACGUGCGUUCUGCUGAUGAACAAUCGUUUGCGACAUCCUCCUCUGAAGCAUCUCUAUCUUCUGGUGUUUCAUCUUCGAAAUGUUCAGAGUUAUCAGUUGACAGUAUUGCCACAACAAGCGAUGAUCUACAGCAGUUGACUUCAAGCAUCGAAGGAACGUUGCUCGACGAAGUUCCCGAAGUUGAAAUCACAGCACUCUGA